UCUGCUUUACUGACUCCGCCCUGCGGGUUUCCCUGUACCACUGCAGUGAAACCGACGGUAAAAGAGAGAGAGGAGCUGGUCAAAAAAUAAACAAGAACCUGAAAAUCACGAGCACCGUGUUUUGUAAUAGCGAGACCCCCGUUUUAUAUAGUUUUUUUCCCCGUUCACAUCUCCGGGUCAACCUAUUUCGUCAUCCAACCGGCAAGAUGGGAAAUGAGGCAAGUUACCCCCUGGAAAUGUGCUCACAUUUCGAUGCUGAUGAGAUUAAGCGGCUGGGAAAGAGGUUUAAGAAACUGGACCUAGAUAACUCUGGGUCUCUCAGCGUGGAGGAGUUCAUGUCCCUGCCUGAACUCCAGCAGAACCCGCUGGUCCAGAGGGUCAUCGACAUCUUCGACACAGAUGGAAAUGGAGAGGUGGACUUCAAGGAAUUCAUUGAGGGAGUCUCACAGUUCAGUGUCAAGGGGGACAAGGAGUCAAAGCUUCGGUUCGCCUUCCGGAUCUACGACAUGGACAAGGAUGGCUACAUUUCCAACGGGGAGCUCUUCCAGGUGCUGAAGAUGAUGGUUGGAAACAACCUGAAGGACACUCAGCUCCAGCAGAUCGUGGACAAGACCAUCAUCAACGCAGACAAGGACGGAGACGGCAGGAUAUCCUUCGAAGAGUUCUGCUUAGUGGUGGGUGGCCUUGACAUACACAAAAAGAUGGUGGUGGACGUGUGAGCCCGUCCCUCCUCCUCCUCUCUCCCCCUCACUUUCUUCUCCGUCGGUCUCUGAAGAUCUGUUCAAGACGUCUGGCAAACGCUCUAUGUAUUUCAAUGGAAGUAUUCUCUCUCCCCGUGAAGCCACCUUUUUUCUUCUAAACAAGCCACGAGCCUCGCGAAGCCAACUUCGAAGUGUUAUUGAACUCCGAUCCUCUCAAUAACCUGAAGGACAGCUAUUCUCGUUUGUAAGAGCAUCCCAGUUCAAUGGAGGGGGAGGGGGGGAGAAAGCUUGGCUUGUUUAUAUUGAGUUAAUUCUUUUUUGUUGUAAUAUAAUUUUUUAAUAUUUAUUUUCGUUCUGGUCUCUUUUUUUUUUUUAUAGACAAGUUUAUCUAUAAUGUCUCUUUCGCGGGGAAAUGUGUCGUUAGCUGAGGUGUUACGUUAAAUAAUAUACUUGAUUUCAGUUACAAUUCAAAACGUAGAGUGUGAAGUGCCAACCAGGACAUAUCAUACUGUUAUUAUGAACUAUCCACCGUCGCUGUCAGUGAUGGACUGGUCUGCGAUGCGUCAAACGCUCGCUGCACGAUCACUAAUGGUUAGAUGCAAAUUUCAUUUUCAAAAAUAAACAGCAGUUUCUUUUACUCUAUUUGACCCUUGAACAGGUUAUAUUAGAUCAGUUAAACUUCCAAUCAGGUUGGAUUAGUUCAGUUAAGCUUCCAAUCAGGUUGGAUUAGAUCAGUUAAGCUUACGAUCACAUUAAACAUACAAUUUUGUAACAAGAGUGAUAGGAUGUGUUAUUUAUAUGUUUAUAUUGUUGGAGAUUAAUAUUCUAAACGUAGAGAUAGAUGCCAAGAAAGUGAUGUCUUUGCAUACUUAUUUGUAAUUUACUUUAACGACACGUUUUUACGUCGAACCAUAGGACAAAUGCAAAGUAAAUGGGCGGCAGGUAGCCUAGCAGUUAGAGGCGAGCCAGCAACCGGAGGGUUGCCAGUUUGAAUCCCGGGUCUGACGGGAAAAAUCUGGGGGGAAGUGAGCUGGCAACCGGAGGGUUGCUGCUGGUAUCAAAUCCUAGAAGCCAUCACCUGCCAUUGUACCCUUGAGCAAGUCCCUUAACCCCCCACAGCAACUGCUCCACGGGUGCCGUAGUAUGGCAGUCCUCUGCUCCAACCUCUGUGUGUGUGUGUGUGUGUGUGUGUGUGUGUGUGUGUGUGUGUGUGUGUGUGUGUGUGUGUGUGUGUGUGUGUGUGUGUGUGUCUUUUGGAGAGUUGGGAUAUAGUCAAAUGUUCAGUUGCACCUUGUGUAAAAUUGGAUGAAUAAAGGGAUCUUGUAUAGCUUAAUCACUCAAGUUGAAAAAUCUCUUAAACAUGGAGCAUCUAUGUAUUUGUAUUUUAUUACAUUUUGAACUGAAGUGAGGAAUAUCCUAAGAUCGAGAUGAGAAAGAUUAUGAAUGUCAGUGAGUUAUUGAGAGAAUAUUUAACGUUAUGGGCAUCUUAUUGAGACAACUGCAAACAGCGUAGUUAUUGUAUAUUAGGUCAAUGUUUGAUCAUCUUCUUAGCCAAGAGAGGCUGCAGCAGCUCGAUGUCGAAGCCCUCCUGAAUAGUGCAGCUACAGUACAGGGUUCUUUCUAACGCAACAACGGAGUUACUCGUAACUUUUGAUAUGAUCAACGGGAUACUGUACAUUUGAGAGUUGUGUGUACAUUAAGUUCUUAAUCUUCACCACGUUCUAUCACGAUCACCUCAUGGGUCCCUUGUCCCGCCCAGUGGUAUUUCACAGAAGGGAGAUUGACACCAGCUUAACCAAACCACCCCAUGAAAAUAACUGUAACAAAAUGGCGUCGGGGUGCAUUUUUAAUGACUCGAUAGCUGGUUUGGAAACCGACGUUUUUAAGUGAGACAUUGAGUUGGGAGUCAUUGGGUGAGUCUCAAAUGGCACCCUAUUCUCGAUUUUAUAGUGCACUACUUUUAACCAGGGCCCAUAGAUCUGGUCAAAAUGAGUGCAUCAUAUAGGGAGCCAUUUGGGAUGGAUCCCGUUUCCCUUCAUAGAGCACUGGAGAAGUGGCUUUGCUUGCGCCUCCCCUGUGCUUGCAUGAUGAUUUUCAUUGUGCCAUGUAGAUGAACCCAUUUAAAUAAUCCUCAUUAACACAUGAAUGGUGAGGUCAGUAAUAAUGCUAUUUGAUAAUCCACUGGGAUACAAUAUGGAUGUUGCCAAACUUUGGUAAAUGUACACAUUAUGAGAAGUAAUCCAAACAAACUGAACUACGUAAACUUUUUUUGUAUUCCCCCCCUCCCGCCCCACCGGAUCAGCAAAAUGCUUCUAUUCCAGUAAAAGGUGCAUAUCUGGUCCCAAGUCAACUGCCACGCAUUGUACUCCGCUUUCAAUGGGGAAAUGAUGUUUCUUGUUUUGUAUAGAAGCUUUCUAUUCCAUCUGUAUAGUUCAGACUGCUACUUUCUUUUCUUUUCUUUGAAGGAGACUCAGUGCUUUUUUAGUUUGUGUGGAAACUGAAAUGGUUAAGUUGGACAAAUAGUUAUUUUCCCCCUUUUCUCUGCAUGCUGCAUCUGAUGCCAUGGGCCUGUUGGAAACUUGAUACUGUAUGAAAAUAAAAAAAUAAAAUAGACUUUGAAACAUUUUAA
Coregonus clupeaformis (lake whitefish) is the source of this 3330-nucleotide messenger RNA. RefSeq names its product protein phosphatase 3, regulatory subunit B, alpha a (gene ppp3r1a). Gene Ontology annotation, molecular function: calcium ion binding; calcium-dependent protein serine/threonine phosphatase regulator activity. Bases 207 to 719 code for a protein of 170 amino acids. The transcript is spliced from 6 exons. Lineage: Eukaryota; Metazoa; Chordata; Actinopteri; Salmoniformes; Salmonidae. The record is from RefSeq and is a predicted model, not a curated record.